GUCAUAGCCAGAUAGGAAAGGGUAGAGAGCAGAAAACAAAACAAAAAACAAAAACAAAAAUUCAGAACAAAUGGGUGGGGGUGAAGAUUGCAUGAUCAUCCCAGUGAUUGAUAUGCAAAAGUUUCCAGAUGCAGAAGAGUACAAGAAACUGAGGGAAGCAUCUGAGAUAUGGGGCUGCUUCAGGCUUAUCAACCACAAGAUCCCAUUGGCUCUUAUGAAGGAGAUGAAGGCUGUGGUCAGAUCCCUGCUUGACCUGCCCAUGGAGAUCAAGCAGCAGAACAAGGAUGUCAUAGCUGGUAGUGGCUACAUGGCACCCAGCAAAGUCAACCCUCUUUAUGAGGCUCUGGGUCUUUAUGACUUGGGCUCACCUGAGGCUGUGCAUACUUUUUGCUCUAAGUUGGAUGCCUCUUCCCACCAGAGAGAGAUAAUAUCGAAGUAUGCUCAAGCAGUGUAUGAUCAGAUUGUGGAAAUAGGGCACAAGUUGGCAGAGAGUCUUGGGUUGGAAAAUGUUGAUUUUCUCAAUGGCUGGCCUUGCCAGUUUAGGAUAAACAAGUACAACUUCAAACCUGAAUCAGUGGGCUCUUCUGGUGUACAGAUACACACAGAUUCAGGAUUUCUAACCAUUCUUCAAGAUGAUGAAAAUGUUGGUGGUCUAGAAGUGAUGGAUAAAGCUGGUGCCUUUGUCCCAGUUGAUCCUUGCCCAGGCACUCUCCUUGUCAAUCUUGGGGAUGUUGCUCAGGCAUGGAGCAAUGGGAGGUUGUGCAAUGUGAGGCAUAGAGUGCAAUGCAGGGAGGCAACGAUUCGAGUUUCGAUUGCUACAUUUCUCUUGGGACCAAAGGAUCAGGAAGCCGUGGAGGCUCCUCCGGAAUUCGUGGAUUCGGAGCAUCCACGGCUCUAUGUCCCUUUUACUUAUGAAGACUAUAGAAAGCUCAGGCUCUCUUCAAAAUUGCAGGCUGGUGAAGCCCUUGCUCUCCUACGUACCACCCCAUCCUAAUUGCUGAUAUGAACCAAAGCUUAGCUAUAGCAUAUAUCAGCUUUCCAUUUUAACCCAUCUCCAAUGCAUAAAUAGAAGCGAACGUAAGCUCAUUGUAAACGCAGUUACAUUUGCAGACCAUUUAUAUCCAAAUAAGUAACUUAAUAAAAUCCAUAUUUGCCCAA
Messenger RNA from Prunus mume (Japanese apricot), 1158 nucleotides. Its product is annotated as 2-oxoglutarate-dependent dioxygenase DAO-like. Lineage: Eukaryota; Viridiplantae; Streptophyta; Magnoliopsida; Rosales; Rosaceae. The record is from RefSeq and is marked provisional.